AUGCUGCCCAGGAGGAGGGAUCGUGUGGACGAUGUUCUUGAGCGUGACAACCUGCGACAUCUGGAACAGAGGAUGGAGCAGAUGGAUCAAAGGAUGGAUAGUAUGAUGGAGCAGCUAACACAGCAAAUGGCUGCACUUAUGGAGAACCAGAAUCGGGAAAACCCUAACUCGAACCCUAACCCUAAUCCUGAGCAAGAGGAAUCUGGCGAGGAGUCAGAGGGAGAGAUUUAUUUUGUCGAGUAUGAUUCCUAUUCUGAAGGGGACGUGAAUAUAUUUAUUGAAGAGGGUCCGUCUGACAACGCAUUUUUUUUAACGGGAGGCGAUGGAGAGCCGGAGUUCAACGAGGAUGAUGAGGAAGAUGACAAGGGUUAUGAUGAGAACUGGAAAUUCGAUGAAUUUGAGGGGAAUGAUAUGGGUGUCUUUGCUUUUGCGAAGUAUGAUGAGGACGAUAAGGAGGUUGAUGCGGUCUGGGAGGCCAUCGACAAGAAAAUGGACUCGCAAAGAAAAGAUAGGAAGGAAGCGAGGCUGAAGUAG
Punica granatum (pomegranate) is the source of this 534-nucleotide messenger RNA. The record is from RefSeq and is a predicted model, not a curated record. Lineage: Eukaryota; Viridiplantae; Streptophyta; Magnoliopsida; Myrtales; Lythraceae.